AUGGAAGAAAACAAAAAUUUACAAAUUUUAAAUAAUUUGGAAACAACAACAAAUUCCUCAGACAUUGAAAUAGAUGAUAAAUUAUUAAUUAAUGGAAUUGAAAAUACCCAAGAUUUGCGUGAUUGUUUAGCAAAUAUAGAACAAGAAUUACAACAAAUUGGUCAAUUAACAGUUGAAGAUUGUAUUAAUAAUGGAGAUAAAAUUGCUGAUUUGGCUAAUGAAAUUGAACAGUGUGACGGGAUUUUGGAGGGAAUGGAAAAUAUGUUAGUCAAUUUUUUGGGUGAUCUGGGCAAAAUUAGUGGGGAUAUGAAACAUUUGAAGGAGCAAUCAAUUGAAAUUAAUCAACAAUUAAAUAAUCAUCAAAGAGUUAGAGCAGAGCUUAGCCAGUUUGUUGAUGAUAUGGUGGUUCCACAUUCGAUGAUAAAGUUGGUUUUUUUAAGAUUUUCAAAAAAAUUUUUUGCGGACAAAAAAUUUUUGUCCGCAAAAAUUUUGCGGACAAAUUUAAAAAAUGUUUUUUUCAGAAUAAUAACAGAAAAAGAUGUAAACAGCACAGAAUUCUUAGAACAGCUUCAUGAACUUCAGCACAAAUUACAAUUUAUUAAAACUCAACAAUUUAAGGACGCAAAAUCUGUUGGGGAUGUAAGAGAUGUUGUGGAGAAUUUGAAAUAUAAGGCAUUAGAAAAAAUUAGAGAAUGGCUACUUUUAAGAAUUUCUUUGUUUCGCAAACCUUUGACAAAUUAUCAAAUCCCUCAAAAUGCUUUGCUUAAAAAUAGGUUUUUUUUUAAUUUUAAAUUAAUUUUAAAUAUUUUUUAUUUUUUGAUUUUUCUACGAAUUUCUUCUUGGAAAUGAUCGUCAAGUUGCUUAUGAA
Molecule: messenger RNA, 868 nt
Organism: Meloidogyne enterolobii
Lineage: Eukaryota; Metazoa; Nematoda; Chromadorea; Rhabditida; Meloidogynidae
Source: the annotation of a GenBank genome assembly